CGGUACUUCACACUAUUCUUGAGCCGUCCACACAAUACACCCAACGACAAAGCGCUCUGACCGUCUACCAUUCGAUACGCCCUCCCGAGUCGGCAGACGACGCCCUUUUUCCAUCUUGAGACGGUGUACAAUCUCAGAGGCUUCAAUGAGGCCCUCGGAAAACUGGCGAAGCGUAUUCCUGCUUUCGCAAAGCGGCAAAAAAAAGAAGAAGAGCAAGGACGGCAAAGAUAGUCUCUCAACACCACCGCCAAAAAUUACCUUUCCGAAAACCCAGUGGGAACCACAACCUACGCCGCAGCGUCGGCACACAAUGGCGGGUCCCAUCCCACGGUCGAUGCUUGACAUCGACAGUCCUGGAUCCGACAUCUCGCCCAAAACACCCGCACAGCCUUCGGAUAUGCCCAAAUUGGACUAUUUCUCCAUUGAGCCGCAACCGCCCAAGAAAGAAGACGACACCAACGCCGCUGAUGUGGAGCCCCUGAGCCGUGUGACGACGCUUUCGAGCUAUGCAAGCCCUUCCCCGGUGAGCGCAUCAGGGAGCUUCUCGGCCGAAUCGUCGAGGACAGAGUCCCACGCAGGGAGGCCUAGAGGGUCAUCGGCUGCAUCGCUUGCUUUUGCACCGCCGCGGAAUCCAUCAUUGCCGCAGGGCAACCAGAAGAAGACGGGCAAGGAACGUAUCCGAGCAUCGUCACCCCCUCCUGAAAGGUAAGCAUUCCUUUUCUUUGCCGAAGCUCGUUUGUGUUCCUUUCCUCGCGUGUCCUCUCACCAAACACUCAAUCUGCGAAUGUCACGCCUCGUGCACCACACCGUCGCGUCUC
Messenger RNA from Colletotrichum navitas, 818 nucleotides. RefSeq lists its product as uncharacterized. The record is from RefSeq and is a predicted model, not a curated record. The coding region runs from base 146 to 709 and encodes 187 amino acids. Lineage: Eukaryota; Fungi; Ascomycota; Sordariomycetes; Glomerellales; Glomerellaceae. The transcript is spliced from 2 exons.